Molecule: messenger RNA, 825 nt
Organism: Rotaria socialis
Lineage: Eukaryota; Metazoa; Rotifera; Eurotatoria; Philodinida; Philodinidae
Source: the annotation of a GenBank genome assembly
AUGUCAACUACCAACUUCACUUCAUCGACAAUGGACGAGAAAAAGAUUAUAUUUUUAUGGUGCCAUCCUAGGUCGACAUCAACCGCUUUCCUACGCACUUUUAUACAGCGAGAAGAUUUUAUUGUCGAGGAUGAACCUUUUGAAUAUUCGCACUUCUUUGGUCCUGAGCGCUUGUCAAACCGUUAUAGCGAAAAAUAUUGUGAUCAAGACAAAUACGGCAAGGAAACAUUUGCUAACACCGUUGAAAAAAUUCUGAAAAUGGAAACCAGUGGAAAAAAGAUUUUUAUCAAGGACAUGCCGAAACACAUAAUCAGACCCGACUAUCUAUUGCAUCCCGACAAUCCCACACUAUUGCCGCUGCACUUCAUUAAAGCGUGCACGCAUACGUUCCUUAUACGUACACCAGAGAAGUCUAUACCGUCGUAUUAUCGUUGUUAUUCAAGCGGGCAAUGCCCUGGCUACGACCAUUUUGAUACGACCGAGGCUGGCUAUUGGCAAUUGCAAAUCAUGUAUGAAUUUUUGACCAAUACCAACAAUGGUUCUCGUCCUUUACUCAUUGAAUCGGAUGAUCUUCUGCGAGAUCCAAAGUCUAUGAUGAUAAAGUACUGCGACGGAAUACAAGAAGAGUUUGACCCAAAAAUGCUACAUUGGAAACCACUGACUCUGGAGGAGUUGAAGGAUUCGCAGGGUUUUAAUGAUGCAAUUCAAAGUUCUACUGAGUUGAAAGAAAUCCAGCAUGAAUAUAUUCCAUAUCCUAAUGUGGUACGCGAUACAAUCAAGAUUUACAUGCCUAUAUACGAAGCGCUGAAGAAAUUUCGUAUUUAG